Polyodon spathula (Mississippi paddlefish) is the source of this 1389-nucleotide messenger RNA. RefSeq lists its product as uncharacterized. NCBI's taxonomy places the organism in Eukaryota, Metazoa, Chordata, Actinopteri, Acipenseriformes, Polyodontidae. Gene Ontology annotation, cellular component: external side of plasma membrane. Gene Ontology annotation, biological process: cell surface receptor signaling pathway; positive regulation of T cell proliferation; cellular response to lipopolysaccharide. The record is from RefSeq and is a predicted model, not a curated record. The transcript is spliced from 7 exons. Bases 1 to 1215 code for a protein of 404 amino acids.
AUGGUCUCCGUUCCCUGCGUCUCGCGUCGCUCCCUGCGAUCCGGGGCGGUGGCCGGGAGGGCCGGAGUGCUCGAUCGGUUACGUUUCUGCUCCCCCCGUCUCGCUCUCAGCUUCGUCUUCCGUGCCUCCGGCCUCUCGUUCCUGCCCCUUGUAAACCACAUUGGGAGUCAGAUUGAGACAAGCAGGGAGCGGCGGUACUCUGUUGAGUCUGCAGGUGGCACUUCCUACCUGCGCUUUCAGGUGAAGCAAUCGGACCAUGAGAGGAAAUUGAAAUGUGUUUUAUCGGUGGACAGCAAGGAAAGAGCAUUCGCCGAGUAUCAAGUAUUCAUAACAGCUGCAGUGUUGGAGCCCAAUACCACAGAGACAGUGUACGUCGCGGAGGGAGAAUUCGUUCAGCUUCCCUGUGUUGGGAUAUCAAACCGAACGGAAGGCAGGCAUGUGGAAUGGUCAUUUCAAGCGACUGGGGAUCAGAGCCAAACCCAUCUCAAUGUGUCUGCACCAGGGCACCCCACAGUCAACCCCAGAGAGAGAGUGAGUCUUCUGCCCAAUGCUUCCCUUCUCAUCCAGGGAGUGCAGAGGCCCGACACAGGCACUUACCACUGCAGGAGGGGCCAGCAAGAGAAAUACCACACGCUUACUGUGUGUGUUUUAACAGUGAAAGCGAACACGUCUAGUCCUGUUUCUAAAGGCACAGAGGUCACUGUGAGCUGCUCCCUGCUCUGUGAUCACACUCCCCAGGACGCUGUGCUUCAGUGGAUGGACAGUAAUGGGACCCUGCUGGAAUCACACACAACUCUUUCUACUGGUCCCAGUGCAGAGCUGGUGAUUCCCAGUGCCUACAAUACGACCCUGAGGUGCCGAUUACAAGUUAAAGAACAAGAGAGAGCCAGCGUGGAAUACACCAUACAUGUAACAGAAGAGCAGAACAGGAUUGCGAGCAAUCAGACUGUCCUCCUCCCUGUGCUGUUGGGACUAGCUGCUGUUUGUGUAGUGAUCGCUGCCAUCUUAAUCCUGCUUUUUAGAGGCAGAAGAACUAGAGACAAAGAAGAUGGAGUUCUUGGUGUUGAGCUGAAUGCCACACACCAAGCAAGCCAAGUCAAAGAGGAAGAAUGUGAAAUUCACUACGCCGCUCUAGAAAUUAGACAGCCAGCCAGAGAACGGAGGAGAGAAAUGAUCCAAGAGGAAGUUAUUUAUUGUUUAACUGUGAAAAAUUAAUGAAAUCCUGUGUUUGUACUAAAUAAACUUGUAUAAAACUGUAACAAAAUGAAACGGUGUUGUCAGCGCCGUGCUAACUGAUUAUUCUUAUUGGGAUCAAGCUGGCCACAGGUGAGGGUGAAUGACAGCGGUUUGGGUUUGUGUGGAUUGCUGUUCUUCCAAGCAGCUGUUUCU